Molecule: messenger RNA, 2162 nt
Organism: Carassius gibelio (silver crucian carp)
Lineage: Eukaryota; Metazoa; Chordata; Actinopteri; Cypriniformes; Cyprinidae
Product: prolyl 4-hydroxylase subunit alpha-1-like
Exons: 14
Coding region: 13-1482 (489 amino acids)
Biological process (GO): peptidyl-proline hydroxylation to 4-hydroxy-L-proline
Cellular component (GO): endoplasmic reticulum
Molecular function (GO): L-ascorbic acid binding; protein binding; procollagen-proline 4-dioxygenase activity
Source: RefSeq, a predicted model, not a curated record
GAAGGUCUGAUAAUGGCUGUAAAAGAACUGACAUUUAUUAUUGUGGUGUGCUCUUGUAUUGUCUGUACUACUGAGGUUGAAUUCUUCACUUCGACAGAUAAAAUUUCAGAACUUUUUAACGAGGAGGAAUUCCUUCUGAAGACCUUCAGAUUGUACAUUGAUUCUGAAGAAGAAAAUGUAAAGAUAAUGAAAAGGCUUCUUCUGCUGCUUCAGCUGGGCUCAUACUUAGACCCAGAUGACCCUGAGAAAAUCAAAGACCCGGUGGCAGCUUAUAAACUCAUCAGACGAGUGAGGACAGAAUGGAUAAACAUUGUUGAUUACACUCAACGGAGCCUUUAUCAGUUGUAUCAGACAGUGCUGAAAUAUGCACAGAUCCCACAGCUGAAGGAUUUGGAUGGUGCCGCUUCAGGACUGAUCCGACUGCAAGAGAUCUACAAACUCUACCCACACAACAUCACAAAGGAAAUGGCUCUAAAUGCAGAUGAAGCCUACCAUGUGGGGUUGGUCGCUUAUAACGAGGACAAAUUCCAGCAUGCUUUUCACUGGUUUCUGUACAGUGUGGACAGCUUAACACAAUACUCAAAUACUACUAAGGAAAAUCUGCUCCUCUACCUAAGUCUAUCUGCCUAUCAUUUUGGCAGCCUACCUGUGGCAAUCUACUUCGGCCAACAGCUUCUAAAUCUGGACCCAACAAACGAUGAAAUCAAAGUUCUGCUUGACCUUCUCAGACGCCUUCGCUUCCAGAGAUCGUCAAACCCUGACAUAUUCACACUGAACAAAAAGUCAAGUAAAUUUGAGACACUGUGCAGAGGAGAGGUCGAUGAGAGGACCUCCAAGAGGCAGAGGGCGCUGUCCUGUAGGUACAGCACAGGUGGAGGAAACCCCAGACUGAUGUAUCCACCAGUGAAAGAGGAAGUGGAGUGGGACGAGCCUCGAAUCAUCAGAUAUCAUGACAUUAUUUCAGACAGAGAGAUAGAGAUCCUGAAGAACAUCUCUAGACCUCUGCUUUCUAGGUCCUUGACUACAGAGGGAGUGUCGAAGGAUCGUAGUUCUCAAGGUGUUUUUCUGAUGGAAGACAAUAUUGUGGUUGCUCGUAUCAGCCAGCGGAUAGAAAACAUCACAGGACUCUCCAAGAAAUCAGCUGAAAGCCUAUUUGUUCAGAAUUAUGGGAUUAGAGGCAGAUAUGAACCACAUUAUGAUGAAUCGGGUUAUGAGAAUGGAAGGAUUGCUACGUUCUUAAUUUAUAUGAGUGAUGUGGAGAUAGGGGGCGCCACUGUGUUCCCUGAUGUUGGCGUUGUAUUGAAACCAAAAAAGGGUUCCGCCGUGUUUUGGUUCAACCUCCGCAAGAAUGGAAAUGUGGAUUUAAAUACAAAACAUGCUGGAUGCCCUGUGUUAAGGGGUAACAAGUGGGUGGCUAAUAAAUGGAUCCAUGUGUUUGGACAAGAGUUCAGGAGACCCUGUUCUUUGUCAUACUUGGAGUGAAAGACACAGACCAUGGAGAAAUCACAUGAAGUGUAUCUGUACUAUAGAAGUAUGUGUUAUUUUUAUUAUGUACCAUGUAAGUUUUGUAUAUAGGAUCUGUAACACAGAUAGAUACUACUGUAUUCAUUUUAACAGUGAUUUACUAAUCUCUAGGUGCCAGUAAUAUUUAUAAUAAUUGCAAUGUACAAUAAAAAGCACAGUAAAUUCAAUAGAUUAAAAUCUUAGUUAGUGGGUCCUCCAUCACCCGUCUCCAGAUGAUACAAAAUGCAGCAGCACAUCUUUUAACGGGCACACGUAAACAUGAGCACAUUUCCCCUAUUUUAGCUUCAUUACACUGGCUGCCUAUUCAAUUUAGGAUCCAUUUUAAAAUUCUGUUAUUUGCUUUUAAAUCACUAAAUGGUCUUGCUCCGCCAUACCGCUCUCUCAGAUCAGAUGAUCAGCUGCUCCUGACUGUGCCUAAAACUAAGCGUAAGCUCAGAGGGGACCGUGCCUUUGCUGUGUCUGCCCCUAAACUGUGGAAUGAUCAGCCUUUGCAUGUUAAGCAGGCCUCUUCUUUAUCUGUUUUUAAAACCCUUCUUAAAACCCAUCUUUUCUCUUUGGCUUUUGACACCUAGUUAGAUGUCGACUUUAUUUAAUUGAUUCAAUUUGUUACUUUGAAUGCUUUUAUUCUGUGGUUUAAA